AUGGCGGAUAGGUUUGUAAAGCGGCCAAUAGGAAUACUAUAUGAUGUAUUGGUAGAGGUGGCCGACUUUAUAUUUUAUGUUGAUUUUGUAGUCCUUGACUAUGAUAUGGACUUUAAAGUACCCAUUUUUUUAGGUAGACCAUUCCUCGCGACUGGGAGAGUUAUAGUAGACAUAGACCUAAAUAAGCUGAAGUUCAGGAUCAAUGAGAAAGAAGCAAAAUUUGCAAUUCACUCACCCAUGACACAGCAAAAUGAGAUGAGUGUUUUCUCAAUCGGGGAUGUAUUCUAUGUAGAUGGUAGAGAGGAGCCACUGCUCAGGAAACAAAGGAAAAAGAAAAUCCUAAAAGUGCCUUUGCCACCUCCACCAAUUAAAGAGAAGGAGAGUGAAGAAGGUGAUACUGAUCCAACAACACAACCUGAUAGUACGGAUUCUGAGCAACCUGAGUCAGAGCAUGCUGAUUUUGAGCAACCUGAAUCUGAGGGACCAUUAUCUGAGUCCCCUUCUGUUGAGCAACAGAAUGGUAAAGAAUCUCCGAUUUAG
Messenger RNA from Capsicum annuum, 540 nucleotides. RefSeq lists its product as uncharacterized. The record is from RefSeq and is a predicted model, not a curated record. Lineage: Eukaryota; Viridiplantae; Streptophyta; Magnoliopsida; Solanales; Solanaceae. The transcript is spliced from 2 exons. Bases 1 to 540 code for a protein of 179 amino acids.